Messenger RNA from Oryza sativa Japonica Group (Japanese rice), 1355 nucleotides. NCBI's taxonomy places the organism in Eukaryota, Viridiplantae, Streptophyta, Magnoliopsida, Poales, Poaceae. The record is from RefSeq and is a predicted model, not a curated record.
AACAAAUCACUCCAAUCCCCACAUCGGCAGCACAUCCCCCUUCGCUCCCCUCCUCGUCGCCCUCCUCUGCCCUCCCCUCCCCUCCUUCCGGAACCUUCUAGAUGCUUCUCACGCGAAGGUUCUCCUCCGCCCUCGCGCGCUCCCCCCUUCUCCCCAGGUCCCUCCCUCCUCCGCGGGCCGUGCCCGCCACCCCUCCGGCGCCCCGCCCGCCGCCGCGCCGCCUCAUGUCCUCCUCCUCCUCCGGCUGGCACCACUCCUCUCGCCCGCCCCCGCCGCCCCCCUCCGGCGCCGACAAGGAUCAGCUGUUCCGGGGGCUGGAGGCGGCGCUCGGCACGACGUUCAGCUCGGAGCCGCUCGCGCCGCCGCCGCAGCCGAUGAUCCUCGUCAUCAGCGGGCCCAGCGGCGUCGGCAAGGACGCUGUCAUCCAGAGGCUGCAAGAAGAGAGGGAGGGGAUGCAUUUCGUUGUCACCGCGACAAGCAGAGCGAAGCGGCCCGGUGAAGUUGAUGGGAAGGACUAUUACUUCGUCACCAAGGAGGAGUUCCUCACGAUGAUUGAAAGGAAGGAGUUGCUCGAGUACGCACUUGUCUAUGGGGAGUAUAAGGGGAUCCCCAAGCAGCAGAUCCGUGAUUACAUGGCGAAAGGUUAUGAUAUUGUCUUGAGAGUGGACAUUCAAGGAGCAGCAACCUUGAGAGAGAUUCUUGGCGAAUCAGCAAUUUUCAUCUUUUUGGUUGCAGAGAGUGAAGAGGCACUUGUCAAAAGGCUAAUUCACCGCAAAACAGAAACAUCAGAUAUGCUUCUUGUCAGAGUUGCAACGGCCAGAGAAGAGGUGAAACGCAUGAACAAUUUUGAUUAUGUAGUUGUCAAUUCUGAAGGGAAUCUUGAGGGGGCUGUUAAACAGGUGGAGUCUAUCAUUGAUGCUGAGAAGGCUAAGGUCCACAAACGUACGGUUAAUAUCUAGUCAAUGCUCAUAAGUCACAUGCUCUUUUAACGGUUUGGAGGAAAAUUACCUGGUAUUUUUAAUCAAUUCAAGUUUGAACUAUUGUGGAGGAAAUCGCCAAUGACAAUCUGACCUGACUCUUACAAAAAAGGCCAAUUUGACUUACAUUAAAUUUGUAGCUGUAAGUCAGAAAGUGAAGUGCAUGGCAAGUCAUUGGAGUUAAAUACUGAAUAUCCUGAUUCAAGUGGCUUAUAACAGCAAUGUACUUGUGCAACUCUUUCUGGGUAGAAGUAGGUACUUUUUAUUAUUUAUAUAUUAUCUGUAUUUUAUUUGUUUGUUCGAAUAUUACAAACUACUAAUAACUGCUUGGGAUGAAUCCUUAUGCUACGGAUAUUUCCUUUUCCAUAUUUGAUACUA